This is a messenger RNA of Gaeumannomyces tritici R3-111a-1, 1123 nucleotides long. Its product is annotated as IDI4. Gene Ontology annotation, biological process: DNA-templated transcription; regulation of transcription by RNA polymerase II. Gene Ontology annotation, molecular function: RNA polymerase II cis-regulatory region sequence-specific DNA binding; DNA-binding transcription factor activity, RNA polymerase II-specific. The transcript has 2 exons. Lineage: Eukaryota; Fungi; Ascomycota; Sordariomycetes; Magnaporthales; Magnaporthaceae. The record is from RefSeq and is a predicted model, not a curated record. Bases 489 to 947 code for a protein of 152 amino acids.
GAACCGUAGCAGCAAGUGGAUAAGAAAAGGCUCAUAAGUCGUCGCCUCUGCGCAAUUGCAGUUGAGCCCUCCUCCUUUCCAUCCUCAGGCUCAGCUGACAGUCGAACAGCACCGCUCGACAAAUCACAAGCCAAGAACCCAUCACUUACACACACCUCCCCCAUUCAAACCCCCAGAAACGUUGCCCUUGGCCUCGUAGAGGGCGAGGCCGCCCCGCAGUGCAGCAAUGCCCUCCUCCAUCGUCGUCAUGCACUACCAGCCAAGCGAGACCCCCGUCGGGUUCUACACGGCGCAGCAGCAGAGCGAUCUCGCCGACCCCGGCUGACGACUCGCUCUGGGGAGAGGCCGCCGUCGCCAGCUGGACAGCAGUCCCGGCACCCGCCAGCCCAGCCGCCUUCCUCCCUCCGCCGUCCGUGCCCGCACCGUGGCACGGCAUUCCCCUGGCCACAGCCGGCCUUGACUUUGCUGGCUGGCUGCUGGCCGGGGACAUGGCACUGCCCGACCUGUCUGAUUUCCGCGUCGACGACCACAGCCUGGGCUCGGGACUUCAGGCGGACAUGGGGAUGGGGGCCUUCAAUCCUGUGCACUCAGCAUCUGCCGGGUCCUCCGCCAGUCCCACCUCCAACAACACUCCAGGUGCCUCCAACACCCCGGAUGCCCAUCUCAACCCUGACGAGGUUUCCCAUGACGCCUCGUCCAAGAGCCCUGCACUAUCCUCUCUUGACUUCAAAGUCCGCAAGCGGGAGCGCAACACGGCGGCGGCCCGCAGGUACCGGCAGAAGCGCCAGGACAGGAUCAAGGAGCUUGAUGAGGCGCUGGCCGAGGUGACCAAGGAGCGUGACGAGCUGCGCCUGCGGCUCGCGCGCCAGGAGGCGCAGACCGCGACUCUGAGGGAUCUGAUGGGCAUGUCAGCUAGUGCGACCAACAGGACAGGUUUGGGGGGUUGACGGAGAAGAGAAAGUAUUGGUCGUGUUCCUAGUCGCUGUGGUUGAAUCACCGUGGUUUCCUAAAUGCAACACAAUCGAUCCAUGUUGCCAAAACUCGGGUUAGCUUUCGGGACAAGUUCAACAGUCAUGUGUUGCAAAUAACGCAAUAAUCAAAUCCCAGACGUGACAGAUCAGAC